CUGAACCUUGUGUAGAGAUUCCUUGCUCUAAAGACUGUAAAGUGACCGAGUUUCAACCUGCUGGCGAGUGCAGUACAGCGUGUGGUCAAGGUCAGAGACUCUAUGAGAGAUUUGUAGUAGAGAAGCCAAGUAAUGGAGGCAGUUGUCCGCACUUGCGAGAGUAUAGAGAUUGUCAAGGAGACAGUUGUCCUGCUUGUCCAAACAAUGGAUUUCGUUGUAAUGAUUAUACGUGUAUUUCGUCUCACCUGCUGUGCAAUGGUGUUGAUGAUUGUGGAGAUAAUUCAGAUGAAACAAGUGACUGUGCUUGUGUUAAUGCUAGCCACUCGGGUGUUUUCCGUUAUCGUGAUACAUUUAUCUCGUCUAAUUGUGAGAACUGCACCUGCCAAUAUGGCGGCAAUAUAACAUGUUAUCCUGUUGACUGCCCUGCAACUCCGUGCUCAAAUCCUGUGAAAGUUUCCGGUGACUGUUGUCUCAAAUGUCCAGUUCAUUGUGAAAUGAGUCCAUGGAGUGAGUAUAGCGAUUGUAUUUGUGGAAUUGGAAUUAAAUGGCGAACUCGUGAUAUCAUUACGCAUCCAAUGUAUGGAGGAAAUGAAUGCUCUCACGUCAAUGAAACAAAAUCGUGUGAUUCUGGAGAGUGCUCCUGUGAUUCUAACCCAUGUAUGAAUGGUGGCUCAUGUAACAAUCGACAGAAUGGAUUUAUAUGCGAGUGUCUAUCUGGAUUUGCAGGCCCACUUUGUGUUGAUAACUGUUCACCAAAUCCUUGUCUAAAUGGAGGCGCAUGCGUUCGGGAAAGCAACGGUGACUUCAUGUGUCGUUGUCCUACUGGAUAUACGGGAAGACUGUGUGAUACUGAUAUUGAUGAGUGUGCUUCAUAUCCUUGCCAGAAUGGAGGAGCAUGUGAGGAUGGUGUCAACGGCUACACUUGUACAUGUGUUGAUGGAUUCGGAGGGACUAAUUGUGGAAUAGAUGAGCCGGAAUGUGAUUCGUCACCAUGUCAGAAUGGAGCUACUUGUCAUGAUUUGAUUAAUUCGUUUGUCUGUGAUUGUAAGCCUGGAUAUACUGGAAAACUGUGUGACAUAGAUAUUGAUGACUGUACACCUGAUGCUUGUCUCAAUGGAGGCAAAUGUAUUGAUGGUGUCAAUGCCGUUUCAUGUGAAUGUAUGGACGGAUACACCGGGAGCAACUGUGGUACUGAUAUAGAUGAGUGCGACUCAUCUCCAUGUGAAAACGGAGGAACAUGCCUUGAUGCUAUAAAUGGCUAUACAUGUGUCUGUCUCCAGCAGUACACGGGCACACACUGCGAAACAUUUGUGGACAACUGUGAGUCAAAUCCGUGCCAGAAUGGUGGGGAAUGUCGAAAUGUGAACGGACAGUUUGUAUGCGUUUGUAAACAAGGGACAACAGGAGCGAGGUGUGAGACACCGGUGGAUGAGUGUGAGUCAAUGCCGUGUCUCAAUGGUGGCACAUGUGUCGAUCUUCAGGGGAGAUUUGUGUGCGAAUGUUUGUUAGGCUUUGCUGGGACAACCUGUGAGACAAACGUUGACGAGUGUGCCUCUAAUCCUUGCCUAAACGGUGGCAAAUGCAACGACGGAAAGAACAGCUACACAUGCGCAUGCCCAGAUGGCUACACUGGAAACGACUGUGGGACUGACAUUGAUGAGUGUGACAGCCACCCAUGCCAAAAUGGAGGAAAAUGCACUGACAUGGUCAAUGGGUAUACCUGCGCAUGCAAAGAUGGGUAUACUGGUGAUCGAUGUGAGACGGAUGUGGACGAGUGUUUGUCACAUCCGUGUCGUAACGGUGGCACUUGCAACAUGCGAAGCGGCAGUUUCAUUUGUGAAUGUUUGCAGGGAUACACUGGGCCAGUGUGUGAGACAAACAUUGACGAGUGUGCCUCUAAUCCUUGCCUAAACGGUGGCAAAUGCAACGACGGAAAGAACAGCUACACAUGCACAUGCCCAGAUGGCUACACUGGAAACGACUGCGGGACUGACAUUGAUGAGUGCGACAGCCAUCCAUGCCAAAAUGGAGGACAAUGCACUGACUUGGUAAACGGAUAUACCUGCGCAUGCAAAGAUGGGUAUACUGGUGAUCGAUGUGAGACGGAUGUGGACGAGUGUUUGUCACAUCCGUGUCGUAACGGUGGCACUUGCAACAUGCGAAGCGGCAGUUUCAUUUGUGAAUGUUUGCUGGGAUACACUGGGCCAGUGUGUGAGACAAACAUUGACGACUGUGCUUCUAAUCCUUGCCUAAAUGGUGGCAAAUGCAACGACGGAAUCAACAGCUACACAUGCGCAUGCCCAGAUGGCUACACUGGAAACGACUGUGGGACUGACAUUGAUGAGUGCGACAGCCAUCCAUGCCAAAAUGGAGGACAAUGCACUGACUCGAUCAAUAGGUAUACCUGCGCGUGCAAAGAUGGGUAUACUGGUGCUCGAUGUGAGACGGAUGUGGAUGAGUGUUUGUCACAUCCGUGUCGUAACGGUGGCACUUGCAACAUGCGAAACGGCUUGUUUAUUUGUGAAUGUUUGCCGGGAUACACUGGGCCAGUGUGUGAGACAAACAUUGACGACUGUGCCUCUAAUCCUUGCCUAAACGGUGGCAAAUGCAACGACAGAAUCAACAGCUACACAUGUGCAUGCCCAGAUGGCUACACUGGAAACGACUGUGGGACUGACAUUGAUGAGUGUGACAGCCACCCAUGCCAAAAUGGAGGACAAUGCACUGACUUGAUCAAUGGGUAUACCUGCGCAUGCAAAGAUGGGUAUACUGGUGAUCGAUGUGAGACGGAUGUGGAUGAGUGUUUGUCACAUCCGUGUCGUAACGGUGGCACUUGCAACAUGCGAAGCGGCUUGUUUAUUUGUGAAUGUUUACCGGGUUUUACAGGGAAAGUAUGUGAGACAGAUAUCGACGAAUGCGCCUCCCGUCCAUGUCAAAACGGCGGCACAUGCAACAACCACAUCAACCGCUAUGCUUGCAGCUGCCGCGCUGGAUUCACCGGAACCAACUGCGAGACUGACGUCGACGAGUGCGAGAGCAAUCCGUGCCUCAACGGUGCCACCUGCUUUCACAGAAUCAACAGAUAUAACUGCGCAUGCGCGAGAGGCUUUACUGGCCCCAACUGUCAGACUGAAAUCGACGAGUGUGACUCGGAUCCAUGCCAGAAUGGUGGCACAUGUGUGGAUCAGGUUGAUGGGUAUGAGUGUAGGUGUGUUGCUGGUUUUGGUGGCGAUGACUGUGAGACGCCUGUGGAUGAGUGUACGUCACAGCCGUGCGAGAAUCAGGGGGUUUGUACGGACUUGGUGAACGGAUAUGUGUGUGACUGUUUGGACGGAUUUGCUGGUGAUAAUUGUGAGAUAGAUAUCAAUGAGUGUGACUCCCGCCCCUGUCUCAACAACGGCAUGUGCGUUGACAUGAUAAACAGUUACAGAUGCAUCUGCAGUCCUCGCCACACCGGCCAACAGUGCGAGACAGACACGGACGACUGCGCCUCCAAUCCAUGCAGAAAUCACGGCAGAUGUGAGGACCAGGAUGAUGGCUACUUGUGUCACUGUGCUGGUGGCUUCACUGGGACCAACUGUGAGACAGAGGUUGACGAGUGUGACUCAGAUCCGUGUUUGAAUGGCGGACGAUGUCAAGAUGGAGUGAACGGUUUUAUGUGUGAUUGUCCGGAUGGAUUUGUGGGAGAUGUGUGUGACGGGGAUGUUGAUGAAUGUGAAUCACAGCCGUGCAGAAAUGGAGCUACCUGCAUUGAUGGUCGCGAUUCGUUUACUUGUGAGUGUGCAAACGGUUUCUAUGGCACUUUGUGUGAGACUCCUAUGGAUGAGUGUGACUCACAACCGUGUCAGAACGGAGGGAGAUGCGAAGUUGUGUCGUUUGGAUUCGCAUGCAAGUGUCCUAGUGGAUAUAUCGGCGCUCUUUGUGAAAUAUCUUGCCAGUGGAGUUCAUGGUCACGAUGCAGUGCCACAUGUGGCCCCGGCAAGCGACAGAGAAAGUGGCUUUGCGCCUACCCAAAGAACCAACAACAGACAAAGUUCAAAAUCGACACAGAAUUCUGCAACAACGGAGACUGUCCAGUCUCUGUCCCAGAGUGCACUUGGUCGUCAUGGUCACACUGUGAUGUCACUUGUGGCAGUGGCCUGCAGCAACGACAACAGACUUGCUCAGGAGACGUAGAGUACAGUGGGUAUCCAUGGAUUGACACCUUGAUUAAGAAGCUAGUGGGUUAUUUGCCUAUUGGAGAGACAUCGGACGGCAGGGAGAAGGUUGUUCAAGAUGUGAGGAAGUGCAAUGCGUCUACACAUUGUCCAGAAGACUGUUCUGAGUGGUCAGAUUGGUGUGGCUGUUCCGUUACAUGUGGAAAGGGCGUAGAGUCUCGCAGGCGUGUGUGCUUUGGUGGAGCGUCUGCUCAUCCGUAUGCAAAAUACGACCGUCGGUUGUGCGACACAAAACAAACAUGUAAAGAUUGUGCCGUCGACGUCCUCUUCGUCCUCGACGCCUCUUACAAAAUGACCUACCACUACUGGGAGAAAGUCCGCCAGUUCACUCUCCGUCUCUACAACCAACUCGACAUCGCACCAGACCAAACACGCGCCGGCAUCAUGAUCUACGGCGGCUCAAUCAGAAAGCCUCCAGUCCUCAAAUGCAGCUUUGCCUCUUCAUACAACAACAGAAACGGAUUCCGUUCAUGCAUCAAGUCACUUCCAUACCAGGGCCAGUCUCCUCGUCUCACAUACAGUCUCUAUGAUACGACACAAGUCCUUGACGAUCCCGAUCGUUAUGGACACCGAGAGGACGCCAGAAAUGUUGUCAUCCAUGUGACAUCCGGAUAUGAUGCGUAUGGUAGUCUCACUAGUCUUACCAAGUAUGCUGGCUAUGUGAAGGAUUUUGAUGACACCAAAGUGUAUGCGAUCGGAUUCGGACCGUAUGUGUACAGGAAGUUUGUCGAGCCUGUCAAUUCGUCUCCAUCGGAUCGAUAUCGUCACUAUCCGAAGACUCUGACUGAAAUACUGGGCGUCGCUGACAAGAUUGGGAAUCAGAUUUGUGAUGCUUGAUUGUGAGUGUCAUCGGAUGUCAGUGACUGUGUGUAGUGGUGCUGAACGUAUUGCACUUGUUAUCGAUGAAUGAUUAGUGUUGAUAUGUGGUGGUCGAGUUUUUAGUGUUUGGAAUAUAUUUUAAAGCGAAUAAGAGAAAGAGAGAGAGGGAGAGAUUGUAUGAAGUAGAUGUGCUUGUACAUGAUUUUGAAACUGGAGAGAAUAGAAAUUUUAUGCUGUUGCGCUACAAGUUUUCUACCCACGCGCGACAAGUUCUCUACGCAUGCGCUACAAGUUCUCUACGCAUGCGCUACAAGUUCUCUACGCAUGCGCUACAAGUUUUUACGCAUGCGCAUUUGAGCGUCUUAACGUAAUUCCAACUCUACAGGCAACUCUCUAAUAUGGAUGUAGAUUUAAGUCAGGAGAGUGGAAUUUCAUGUACUUUAGGAAGUUUGAAAUCAAAGUCAUUUAAUUAAUGUGAUUAUAUUUUUUAAAUUAUUUUUAAAUUUUUUAAAUUGAUUAAU
Corticium candelabrum is the source of this 5557-nucleotide messenger RNA. RefSeq names its product fibropellin-1-like. The record is from RefSeq and is a predicted model, not a curated record. The transcript is spliced from 18 exons. Lineage: Eukaryota; Metazoa; Porifera; Homoscleromorpha; Homosclerophorida; Plakinidae. Gene Ontology annotation, molecular function: Notch binding; calcium ion binding. Bases 495 to 5054 code for a protein of 1519 amino acids. Gene Ontology annotation, cellular component: plasma membrane; protein-containing complex. Gene Ontology annotation, biological process: heterophilic cell-cell adhesion; establishment or maintenance of epithelial cell apical/basal polarity.